Molecule: messenger RNA, 1810 nt
Organism: Lutzomyia longipalpis
Lineage: Eukaryota; Metazoa; Arthropoda; Insecta; Diptera; Psychodidae
Product: FGGY carbohydrate kinase domain-containing protein
Exons: 2
Coding region: 14-1636 (540 amino acids)
Biological process (GO): carbohydrate metabolic process
Molecular function (GO): kinase activity; phosphotransferase activity, alcohol group as acceptor
Source: RefSeq, a predicted model, not a curated record
AAGCAGCAUCAUCAUGCCGGAAUCUCUCUUUGUCGGUGUCGACGUGGGCAGUGGUAGUGCCAGGGCUGGACUCUUCACCGCCACCGGAAGCUCUUUGGGUACAUUUUCCGUGACAAUUCCCACUUGGGCUCAUCUCCAUGAUCACUACGAGCAAUCCUCAGAGGAAAUCUGGAGUGCUGUCUGUCGGUGUGUUAAGCAGGUUGUUAAGGAAUCUGCCCAUUUGGUGCGAGGGAUUGGCUUUACAGCCACCUGUUCCCUCGUUGCGCUCCAAGAUGAGGACAAAGCACUCUCAGUCUGCCCCUCACAGGGUAUCGAUAAGAGGAACAUUGUCAUGUGGAUGGAUCAUCGAGCUGUCCAGGAAGCCAGCGAUAUCAAUGCCAAGAAGCAUGAGCUGCUGAAGUUUGUUGGUGGAAGAGUUUCCGCUGAGAUGGAAUGCCCAAAAAUUCUCUGGCUCAGUCGAAAUGCUCCAAAGGAGUUCUGGGAGAAAAUCACCAAAUUCAUGGAACUUCCGGAUUUUCUCACAUUCAAAAGUACCGGAAAUCUUGCCAGAUCCCUCUGUUCUGUGGUUUGCAAAUGGAACUAUGACGGGGAGAAGCGUUCAUGGGAUCGUGAAUUCCUCGAAUUAGCUACCCUUUCCUGCCCACAUGGGAGAGAUUUUGUCUCCCUCGCUGGUGAUGCGGUUCAACUUCCCGGUGCAGCAGUUGGUGGUGGCUUAACGUCUACUGCAGCAAAAGAUUUGGGUCUCCUCGUGGGUACUCCCGUUGGGACGUCUGUCAUUGAUGCCUAUGCUGGCGCUCUUGCACUCCUGGGUGCCGAAACGGAAGCAGGGAUUGAGCUUCAGGAAAAAAUUGCCCUAAUUUGCGGAACAUCAACGUGUCACAUUUGCGUAGCUCCACAAAUAGACCUUGUUGGAGGUGUCUGGGGUCCAUACAAGGAUGUCCUCUUUGACGGGAUGUACGCCCAUGAGGCUGGACAGAGUGCUACGGGAAAACUCCUUGAUGACAUUGUCACAUCUCAUCCAUCUUUUGUUAAAAUCACAAAUGAGCUCAAUUCCACGGAGCUUCGACACGUCUACGAGCACCUCAAUCACCUCCUGGAGCACCUGAGCCAGGAGAAGAACAUUCCACUUGAGCAGCUCACGGAAGAUCUUCACGUCUGCCCGGAUUUCCACGGGAAUCGUUCCCCAAUUGCCGAUUCAACGCGCAAAGGGAUGAUUUCGGGAUUAACUCUCAAUCACGAACCCACGGAUUUGGCUCUCAUCUACCUGGCCACCGUGCAAGCCCUCGCUUACGGCACAAAGCACAUCCUGGCACAAUUCUCCCGGGAAUUUCGUGCAAUCCUCAUCUGUGGCGGCCUCAGUCUCAAUCCCGUCUACGUGCAGGCACACGCAGACGUCUGCCGGGUACCCGUAUUCAUUCCCAAUGAACCUGAAAGUGUCCUCCUUGGCGCCAGUAUCCUGGGUGCCUGUGCAGCUGGGGAAUUUCCAUCACUUCCCGCAGCUGCAAGCAAAAUGGGCGGAAAAACCCAAAGGGUUGACCCCGAAGACGCAACAUUCAGGUACCAUGAGAAGAAAUUCAGGGUCUUUGAGGAAUUACUAAAGGAUCAAGCAAAGUACAAGGACCUUAUGAAGGGAUAAAACGAAGAAAACAUUCAAUUAAAUUUUAAUUUAAAUGAUUUAAAUUAAAAGAAAAUCAAUUAAAAAUCAUUCCAGAGGGCUGUAGAAUAAUUUAAGAAUUAUUAUUUGUUAAUCAUUUCCAAUUAAAUCAGGGAUUAGGGUGAAUUAUUUUCUUUUAAUAAAUCGUUUUAAAAU